This is a messenger RNA of Ceutorhynchus assimilis (cabbage seed weevil), 3364 nucleotides long. The record is from the annotation of a GenBank genome assembly. NCBI's taxonomy places the organism in Eukaryota, Metazoa, Arthropoda, Insecta, Coleoptera, Curculionidae.
GAUAAUGCCUCAAGGACCAAAUUAGCAUCUCCUUGAAUGUUUUCCUACAUUCUCGCGCAUUUGUUAAAGGGCACUAAAUCAAAAAUGGAGACUGAUAUUCAUCGAAUCGACAACAACACUCUUAAUGAUGUGUUGAACAGAAGCAACGAAGUGGAUCCGAAACUUUACGAUAGAUACAUAAUGAAUAAGGCCAUUGAUGAACCAUCUUACACCAUUCUAAUUGUCAUGUACUGUCUUCUCAUUGUAAUGGGAGCGUUAGGAAAUACUCUGGUGAUAAUAGCAGUAUUCAGAAAACCAGCAAUGCGGACACCCAGAAAUAUGUUUAUAGUGAACCUAGCAGUAGCCGAUCUACUACUAUGCACAAUAACAAUGCCUCUAACUUUAAUGGAAAUUCUUACCAAAUACUUUCCAUUGGGAAAUAAUCUAUUUGUAUGCAAGACCAUUGGAAUACUUCAAGCAACGAGCACUUACGUGUCGACCAUAUCGAUUACUGCUAUUGCUUUGGAUAGAUAUCAAGUCAUUGUAUAUCCUACCAAAGAGAGCUUACAAAUAUUUGGAGCAGCCCUCAUUCUGUUACUAAUAUGGAUAGUGGCACUAGUGCUAGCGAUGCCACUGUUUAUUGUCAGACAUUUGACACACCAUGAUCUACCAGGAAUGGGCAAUAAUGGUGUUCUAAGCUUGGAUUUUUGCAUAGAAAACUGGCCAGUGGAGCAUGGGAGGGCGUAUUACUCUAUAUUCUCGCUGAUAUUCCAGUAUACUUUGCCGAUUAUUAUUGUUUCGGCUGCCUAUUACAGAAUCUCCUACAAACUCCGAUACAGAUUUCAAGCAGGAUUCGUAAGCACUGAAGAUAACCUUCAGAAAAGUCGAAGACAAUUAAGGGGCAGGCGAUUACAAAAAACCAAUCUUUUACUAGGGUCCAUUGCCAUUAUUUUUUGUAUUAGCUGGCUGCCGUUGAAUCUGUUCAAUCUCAUUGCUGACCUAUCACCUGAUCCGAAUAAGUUUAGUAGUCAACCUAUGAAGGUCUGCUAUGCCAUCUGUCAUAUGAUGGGUAUGUCUUCAGCUUGUUCCAACCCAAUUCUUUACGGUUGCCUCAACGAAAACUUCUGGAAAGAAUUUAAAGACAUCCUCUGCAUCGAAAAAGGUACCGACGAGGUUGGCGGUACUUCUCAAAAAACAUCCAUAAGAAAAAAGUGCCAAAAAAGCCUCUUAAAACCAGACAUGGUAACCGAUGCGACCAAUUACCAGCAAUGCAACACAGUCAGCUCUGACUUGACGGUUCUAACGAAAUGUUAGCGUUUAAAGAAUAUCGCAGCGAAAAAUCAAGCUAACGCUGUGAAUAAUUGGAGAAAUAAUGUUGCAAAUACUGCGCUGUAAACAGUGAUUGAUAUAGAGAAGCUUAUUGAAUUAUUAAUAAAAGUAAAUUGUAUUAGGUAGACAACCACACAUCGAGGAGGAAUAUUAUCGAUUUGAAGGCUGAAACGAGUAUAUUGCUGGAUUUUUAAACAUUUUUGUGCUUAGGUGCUCUUUGAACAAUAAGGUGUUUCGAACGGAAAAUGAAAUUUAAACUUCUACUUUAGAUUACAAUGACAUGUACCUAUGUAUUCUGUUGAUAAAAUAAUAUUUUCUAAAACAUUUAAUGUCCGCAAUGACAGUCAACUGACGUGCCACAUUUUAAUAUCACAGGUGUGGAAAAAAGUAUUGUAAAAUAGUAGUAAUUAAAGACCUAUUAUCCACGCAACAUUUCAUUUCAAUGAGGAAAAAAGUAUGUCUUUAAUCACAUAUAGUAUAAAUAAGCAUAAGUAUUAUUAUUAUAUUUGAGACAUCACUGAAUAUACAGGGUGAUAUUUUGGAAAACGUAAGUAGAAUAAAAAAUUAAUUUUAGAAACGAUUUAAAUUGUUCCAGGAAUAUCAAGGAAGAACUACUCUUAUGUCAUAAUAAUUAGUCUAGGUGGCAAUUUCAUGAUUCACUUUUCAAUUCACUGAUUUGUUUAUUGGUAACCCAAACAUUGCAAUAGAACAUAAUGAGGAGCUGUACCAUCUUGUUGGAAAUAUAUUGCCCAAAAUCUCCUUUGGAAAUAAAUUUCCGAGUACAUCUCUUUGUCUCCCCAAUUCAUGGAACAUCAAAGUCUGAAUACUCCCAGUAUUUCCGCUAUGCAAAUUGUGACAUUCCCUCAUAUGCAUGCCAAAAUUUUCUCAGGUACUCUACUCAUCAUCAUAAAUUUCAGCGUAUAUUUAUUCCGAUUCCAACGCCUCUUUUGUCGAUUGCGUAAAUCGUCCUGCGUCGAGGUCUGCUUGGAUAACACUUCAGUGAUCUCGGCUUUAUAGUAAAUACUAAGUGAAUCCGAACAGCUAAAUAAAAGAGUCACGUACAUGGUCUGCUAAAAUUCAUCAAUAUAUCCUAAUAAUGAUGACUAGACUAUGUAGACCGCUUCCAGUCGUUCAAAUGAUAUUUGGCGCACACAAAAAUGGAACAAUGUCUAAACAUGACACAUUGGCUAAUAAAUUAACAGUACGAUGGCUUGUUUAUUGAAAUAGAAGGAUUUAGAAUUAGUUUAUUCCUCUUUCUUCGGAAUUUUAGCGAGUAUCUUAAGGUUGUGACCGAGUGUCGUAUUUUUUGAAUUGUCUUCUCAUUACAGUUGUUAUUUGACCGAUUUUCGGAAAAAUAUUUUCCUAUUUCUAGCGUGUUGCACGCCUAUGCUUAUUUUCAUAAAUAAUAUGUCACCUAUACAGUUAAUCCAAAUAGCAUGGUUGACUUCGUAUAUACUUUACCUUCUGUGUUUAUCUCAGUAGACUGAGGAUGCACCUAUGGGUUGACGAGCUGGAUAGGGGGCCUUUUUGAGGCCGUGAGAUUUUGCGAUUGGGCUGGUUUUUGGUUUGCUCUGGCUUGGUCGCUAUAGGGGCCUUUGAGACAGUUUGAUAGUUGGUUGGGCGUGGUCCAUCGCAAUUGAUGCAUUUGCGGGAUUCAGUAAGUUGUCGCCCGCGUACUUAUAGCAUUUUGUGUUGACGUGACAAUUUGCGACGGGCAUUAAGAGAAAUAUACCUAUUUUGCACAAAAAAGAGGUGAAAUUCUUCGAAAUGGUCAACUACCUCUUUAGAGGAGAUAAGAAGUUUCACCAGCGAUGUGGCCUUGUAGCCGUUUUUUUUCAGAGGGCUCAAAUCUCUGGAUGUCUCUUGGGAAAAAAAAUCAGAUUUUUUAGGUCUGCUUCAAUCUCUGACAGGUCCUGAGUUUUUCCCUUUUAUGAUUAUGUUGUAAAGCCGUUCUUCAGCAAGGAAGAAAAUGUGGAAUUCAAACUUCUAUUCUUUGAGGUUUUUGAGGAUUUUGCGAUGAUUGUCUCGGGAGUUUGGAGCAAUUUCCUAGACGGCC